Messenger RNA from Symbiodinium sp. CCMP2456, 633 nucleotides. The record is from the annotation of a GenBank genome assembly. Lineage: Eukaryota; Dinophyceae; Suessiales; Symbiodiniaceae.
AUGCCGCGGUUCGCAGCCUUGGUUGUUUGGUUGCGCUUUGGCCUGGGCUGGUCAGGGCGUGGCGCGCAGACACUGCAUCAGAAGAUCCAUGCCCAUAACACUUUGAACGCGAAUGAGACCCGCACCGGAACCUGUGAGAGCCAGACUUUGCCACAGCAGAUUCCAGCACUAAAUUAUGGUGCCAAGCCGACGAAAGCUCUUUCCAACGCAUGCUGGCAGAGGUGUGCAGGAACGGAGAUCGCGGGAAAGCACCUUCAUGAAUCGGCUGUGAGGGCAAUAGCCGGCUUUGCACAGGAUGAUGGGCUUGUGAAAAUGGUGAUCUACGGAACCUUGCAUGCAACGGGUGUACUGCCCAAUUGGGAAGUACAUGAACUUUGCCAGAACACGUUCGACCUCAUCCAAAUGAAGUGUCCGAGAGGUUACUUCAAGAAAUCCUGCGUCCAGGAGUUUAAUGGCGACUAUUACACAAAGAGCAACCCUAAAUGUGCCCGUGCAUACGAUGCUCUCGGGAAGAACAACGGGGAGUAUCGAUGUGCGUUUGCGGCUUGGUGGGACUCCUGCUGCAGUACCAGAGAUCACCAGGAAGACACCGAAUGUGCGCAGUGCGGCCAGGACCAGUAUUUCUGCACCUGA